Strongylocentrotus purpuratus (purple sea urchin) is the source of this 3995-nucleotide messenger RNA. RefSeq names its product stabilizer of axonemal microtubules 1. The record is from RefSeq and is a predicted model, not a curated record. NCBI's taxonomy places the organism in Eukaryota, Metazoa, Echinodermata, Echinoidea, Camarodonta, Strongylocentrotidae. Gene Ontology annotation, biological process: microtubule anchoring. Gene Ontology annotation, molecular function: microtubule binding. Gene Ontology annotation, cellular component: cytoskeleton. Bases 502 to 2067 code for a protein of 521 amino acids. The transcript has 7 exons.
GCGUAGCAAAAACCAUUCACUCGCCCAGCUUGUAAACCAGACCGCGAAACAUAAUAGUUACACGAGAAACAUAUAUAUGUUUCUGCGUAUACUUUCUUAUUUUCUAGCAUUUUAUUCUUGAUAUUACUCUUUUAUUCCGACUAGGAGUAUAAUUUGAACUUCAACUGACAGGCGGUUGAUUUUGAUGCUUUGAUUCGAUAUUUUGCUGAAAAGGAUAUAUAAGAACAGAUUUAACGAAGCUUGUUUGUGGGACGUGUACUCGUGUUGACCCGACCUUCAUCGCCGAGCCCCCGCCUGCGAACACCUCAAAUACCACCACUCUGCAACGCGGCGUGGAGCGCAUUUCUGUCGGGACGUCCUACUAGUAUUACAAAUUACUAUGGCAACGACAUAGAACUUGGAGUCUUGACGAUUUAUAAGGGAAACGCUUUGUGACGUUGGAGUUAAAUAAUUCUUCGUUCUGUACUCAAAAUCUUGUGAAAACAGACAAUUUUAGCCAAGAUGCCUGCUUCGAGAAGUAUAGGAACUGCUGGCAGCAUCGACACGGAUAUUCUCAACAUCGAAUUUCCAAAGUUUACAUGUAUUUGUGAGAUAUGCGACUGUGGACGACACAAGCAUCACCAUAACUGCAAGAGGAAACGUCGACCAGCCGGUGCCGACCGCCCAUGUGACCUUAGCCACUAUCAGCAGACCUUCACCGCUUAUCCCAAUGCUCAAAGGCAGCUGCCCCUCAUCCCUCCCGCAACGCCCCGGGAUCCCAACCCACCAAGAAUGGUGUUCGACACCACACAGCGACACGACUUCAUACCGACAGGAGAGAUUACGAAGCCUCAGAAAGUAAAACCGAUUGAAAAUUACCAGCCGACCAAAGCGCCUCUUGACGGUGAAACGGUUUACAAGGUCACGUACCCCGGUCAUACACAGUUUCCUCAGAUCAGCCAGGCUCGACCACCGAGCCAUAAAGACUAUCGGGAAAGAUCGGCAAAGUUCGACCAACGAACAACGAACAAGGAAGAAUACCGAGCAUGGGUAGCAAAGCCUUCGGUGGCGUUCGGGGAACUCCCGUCAUUUGCAGGUUCCAUCUUGUAUCCGGGCGAUAAGCAAGAACUGCAGUCGAUGACGCAACAAGACUUCGUAGAGCGACCGAUUAAUAAAUCCGAAAUGAUUCGGUCUGGAGUUGGAAGCAAUAUCCAAGUGAGAGAAGGCAAGUUUGACCAUAACACAAUCCACAAGAUGACGUACAAGGAUAUGGGCCCCGGUCACACAGCAAAGAACGCUCGUCCUAGCAACCAGUACCCCUCGGCGGCACGGAGAGCAAAGUUCGACGGAGUGACACAGUCUAGGAAAGAUUUUCCCGGCUAUCAGAGCCAACCGUUACCGCAGAAGCCUUGCACACCGCCUCCAGUGACAAUCAGGCUCAGCAUGGACUCGAAAAUUGAUUUCGUGACGGAGAAUACGCAUGAGUUCCAAGGUCAUGACGUCCUUUCGAACCCUAAACGUGCCACAAUGAAGAAAGACUCGGACACUUACAAUCCACCCACCAUCAAGUUUGCGACAGACUCCAGUAAUAAGGUGGAUUAUCGUCCGAUCGAAGACAAGUCCGCGUAUCUCCAACCCAACCGUCGACCGCACACCCAAGGCGGCGCCCGCUCAGCCAAGUUCUACGACCAGACAACGAACAAUCGCUUCUUCCGCAACUGGGGCGCCAAGCCUCGCAUUCGCUACGGCGACUUCCACGAAGCGAAGAUCUACAUCAAACCCCGCGGAAAGAUGGAAGUGGAAAGUUGGAACAGUUCAACCUACAAGUCCCUCCCACUUGAUGAACCCACGCCGAACUACAAACCUCAUGACGAGCCGGUGGAGCGAUCAGGAGAGCAGGACUUUACCACAAUACACAAAUCAACGUACAAAGGACAGCGUCCGAAGAUGUGUAAGUCACAACUGUAUCUGCUUCAGCAGGAGAUGAGGAGACGGAAGGCUUUGAGGGACAGGCAGAUGAAGGAAGGAGCGGCAGGAAACAUUGGCUUACAAGCUGUUGGAAGGACUGCUCUAUCUGGUACUGUCUGAAAACCACAUUACAGUAAAUGAUAUUCUCUGACGGUCAAGCUAGGACUCAACUCAUCGGACGUCGAGUAGGAUAAUGAUGAUAACAAGCCAAGUGAAAGACACACCAACACUGAAAUGAACAUUGAAGACGCCACAUGGACAACCAUUACAGUGAUGACGUUCGAUUCGGCCAGACAAUUCACAGGCAUACAAGAGGUGUAGUGUCUCCCCUGUUUGAAUAUCCGAUGAACGAAGGAUUCACGCCAUUGUACCUUGAUAGUUCCUAGGUUCAUGGAAUGGGUGUGAACGCUGCUUCUGUUCAGUUGAAACAAAAAAAAAUCGUAUAUUAUGCGUCGGUCGAUCUUUGAUAAGUACUUGACUAGACGAGAAAAUGAGAUAAUAAAUAUGAUUAUUAAAACCAUGCAAGCUUCCAAGCAGCAAUAUAAUUUUAUAAUAAUGUUUUGUAAGAAAAAUAUAAACCGUCCAACUUGAGGUUGGUUUCUAGAAACACUCUUAAUUGUUGUGGAUUAAAAUAGAUUUUUUUACACAACUGUGAGGUUCGAUUUUAUAUCAUUCAUGCAUUCUCCAAACUUUAAGUUCGCUGCUGCAGUUAAAGACGUUACUGACCCUGUGGAAGUGUUUGACAUGAUCGGAACACAUUAUUUUUGUAUUCAUGCAUUACGUUUUUGUCAAUUAAGGCACAUUAGACGAUUAGCCAAAGGGUCGCGUUUGUAAGUUGUUCGAUGCACUCUUCGGGGCACUCUUCAACCAAAUCCGUCCAGCACCCGAGCUAUUAUAAACAUCAUCCGUUUUCCAAUUUGAAAAAGAAAUCUGUCCAUUAUUGUCGUGUUUUUACAAAAUAUAUAUUUCAGAUUUUAAUUUUCUGUGGUGAAAUUGGUGUUGAUAGCGAUUCUAAUGGUAUAGCAUUUAAGCACAAAACAUGUAUCUACUUAUUGUUUAAAGAGCUCAGUAUUUUCCCAUACGCUAUGACCAUAAGUAUCACUUUCGUCACCGGUUUAAGGCUUGUUCAGGUACGGCGCGGCAAUACAACGGCUCUUUUUGCGGUGGUGUACCGCUGCAUAACAGGGAUUUUUAGAUUCUGCACGACGAGAACGUAGACUACCCUUUUAAGGCAAUGUGACGUCCUUUUAAGGCACUGGCAGUGACGUCAGAUUGCCUUUAAAAGGGCAGUCCACCUCCUCGUCGUGCAAAAUCUAAAAGUCCUUAAUAUCUGAACAAGCCUCUAUGUUCUCAUUUCUUAGAUACGCAAACUUGUAGAUAGUUAAGGAUGACAGGGUAUGAUCGCACGUGGUUUAUUCUUAACGAAGUUUCUUUGUUAAAAUGAAGAAGAGUCUUUUCGCAUUUUGUUUUCUAGGUUUCUCUGUUUUCAACUUUUUGAUUUCUAUGCAGUUGAAUCUCCCGCGUAAUUUAUUGCACCGAUUUUCAUACGGUAUAUUCCAUUUCCAUGCAUCUAUUUAAAGGAUUUCGAUAAACUUAUCAAAUUUUCUAUUUGAUGAACUUGACAAAUACCUGAAUCUCUUUUGAUCAGGUAGAAAAAUAUUUACACGUCUUUGCUAUUGAUUCAUUUUCUUUCUUUCGGCGAGACAAUUCUAUUGCUAAAGUCUUGAAAGCUUGUGUGGGUUUAUGAAUUUGAUUUUCUUAAUUGCAAAAGAUUGUGUUGACAUAGGUGUAUGAGCUAUGCUGAUCCAGUAUUUUUUCGGCACAAUUUUGACCUUUUUCCACCUUCUUUCUUUCUGCUUUUUUGAUGGCUUAUAUCUAUUUUUAGAUUGAAAUAUAUGUAAAUACUUGAUCUUGUAUCAUCUCAAUAUUGUAAUUUCAUCUCAUUGAAUUAUUAUUUUGAAAAAUAUUAUAUCUUAUCUGUUCUCUUUGUUGUUGAGUGUGCGAAAAAAGAAGAGCCAAUAAACUUGAUUGCACUUAAUUAUUACAUA